AUGGCUGAUGGUGGACAGGAUAGUAGGAGAGUCAUUCCCGGCGCGUCCCUUGGUGGCCUGGAGAUCUCCGCAUCGAUGGAGACUUUCCAGUUGGGUUCCCUCUCCCCGGGAGUCGAUGAGGCAACAUGGAAAGAGGGUAUUGCGGCGCGGCGGCGUGAGGAAGAGCGACGAUGGCAGGAGAGUCAGGUGCGUAGUGCUCAUAAUGCAGGGCAUACAUCCGAGCGGGACCGUGACCCUGAUUGGGAGGCAGGGAGUGGGGAGGAUGGCGCAAGUGAGGGAUUCGGGGGUGGUGGUAGUGCUGCUAGGGGAAGUCGGGCUUCGAAGAAGAGGGUGCGGGCAGGGGAGCGUCUGGGGUCGGGAUUGGUGCGGCCUACGGAGGGGAGGGAGGGGGGGGUGAGGGUGGGGUCAAGCGGUGGGUCAGGGAGGGCGCCUGUCGCUUCUGUGCCUGCCGCUGCUGUGCCUGCCGCUGCUGUGCCUGCCGCUGAUGUGCCUACUGCUCUUGUGCGCUCCGUUGGUGUAUCACGGGCUACUAUCGAGGCAAUGACGUUGAUUGGGAGGAAUCUAACAGGAGCGGAGUUGGACCCGAUAGUCGAGAAGGCCCUGAAGAGUAAGGAGUAUGGGUUGGUGCGUGGCAUGCACGGGCCAUUGAUAUGGGUACGUCGUUACCUCGAUCCGGCAAAGCCAUCAGAGCUUGCUUUUCCGGAUGGCGGGUGGGGCCCAGACGUCCCUCAUCGGACCAAGUGGCCAUGGGAGCAUGCGGACACGUGGCCCUCCAUUCCAGCUGGCGCGACGGGGGUUGGUGCGAGUGGGGUGACAGGCGACGCUGCUGGUGGUAGUAGGCAGGCCACCAUGAGUUCUUUCGUCACGCCGCGGGUUGGUGCUCAACAGCUGCGCGAGGGGUUGGUGAUGCUCUUUGCGGGACUCGACAUGCCCUUCCAUGUUGUCGACCCAAUGCAGCAAGCACUCAAGGUUGAGGCGGUCAAGGAGCAGCUCCGGAGGCUGCGAGAGUUGGCCAGCCACAUUGGGUGGUCCGUGCAGCGUUCGCAGCGGUUCUUUGACCUGCAGAGCCGGUAUGCUACGAGCCAGACGGCGUCGCAACAGGAGGCUGCACAGGGAGCCACGAUGAGCCGAGUACCCGCGGGCUUGCACCUGAUCAUCGACUCGCCUACCCGAUGGGUAUCCACGCUGGAGAUGGUGCUGAGGGGGUUGGAUCUUCGCAUGCCUCUCACGAUGUUCUUCGAUGACACUGAUAUGAGUAGAGGGCUCGUGGGGUUGCUGAACGGUGGUCAUGCAUGUAUGCUCAAGGUGUUGUGGGGCCUUGAAUGGGCUCGAGGGGUUGCAUGCAUGUGGAAUGUGCUUACAGUGAACGAUGGUCAUGCAUCUAUGCUCAAGGCUUCCAUCCCCUGUGCCACACGCGAGGCAUGGGAUAAGAUCCGACUGUUCGAUGCUCACUGGUCCGCUCUCAUCGAGUUGCGUGAUUUCCUCCAACCCUUUCUCACUGUCACUCUCUUCGUGGAGGGGUCUCUGGGGGCCACACUCCAGCUGGAUGUUGAGAGGGUGAAGGCGCUGGUACGAGGGCGCCUUCCACGGUACCAGGCAGCGGCGACUGUGGCGGCAGAGGCACGACCGGGAGGUGAGGUCACGAGUGCGAUGAGAGCGGUGGGGCAUGCAGCGGUGGUGGGGGCAGCAGCGAGGGGGGCGGCUGGGGGAGGUGGCGGGCGCGAUUUAGAGGUGGAGCUAUGGGCGGAGAUGGCAGCCAUGGAGGCAAAGGAGGGGGUGCAGGCAUAG
Messenger RNA from Closterium sp. Naga37s-1, 1788 nucleotides. The record is from the annotation of a GenBank genome assembly. NCBI's taxonomy places the organism in Eukaryota, Viridiplantae, Streptophyta, Zygnematophyceae, Desmidiales, Closteriaceae.